CGACUCAACAGAACCACACGACUACUGCUCCCAAUCCAGGAGACGAAUUCCACCUUGUCUUCACCAAAUUCCACGGCCCUGAUACCUCCAUCCAUGUCGCUCUAUGAUUCCACGCUAGCAUCUAUAUUCGCACCCUCGCCGACAGUCCUAAUAACUACUGUCCUGGCUAUCUUCCUCGUACCUAUCUUCAUUCACUUCAUUUUGUUCCGUUCUCGUUCCGCUGCUAGCCUUCCAACAUUCUUGCUUGUUGGGCCUACAGCAAGCGGGAAGACUUCGCUUAUGACAUCAGUGAGUGCCUAUUCCGCAACUAUGAUUUGUGAACGGUUCGUUGCUAAAUCUCCCAAAGUUUGAACCUGCCACUGGUCAACCUCCCGCUGAAACACGCACAAGUCAAGCACCACUUUCUAUCGAAUGUUCCGUUCCCGCCUCCAUCGCUAGCACAUCGAAGUACAGAUCCGUCAAUGAUCCUUCUCUCAAGGCGCACAAAAGAUUCCUUCUUUUCGACACACCUGGGCAUGGCAAGCUACGUCAUAUAGCUCUCGCUUCGGCUUCCUCCCCAGAAAUUCGUGGAGUUAUUUUCGUCCUUGACUCCUCUCUUACCGAUGUCCGGGAAGUGGCUGAAUAUCUCUAUGAUGUUCUAUUGACACUACAGAAUUCUACCACUUCGUCAACAACUACACAGCCUAAAAAAUUACUAGUCGCUUGUAACAAAAGCGAUGCCUUCACCGCGCUACCCCCAUCUAAAAUUCAGAAACUCCUAGAAGAUGAAAUCACAAAGAUGAGAGUUUCAAGAUCCAGAGGAAUCCUGGACGUUGAGGACGACGGUGAGGGCAAUGAUGAGAAGGAGUGGUUAGGAGAAGGUGGUGAAGGUCCAUUUACCUUUCAAAGUAUGGAAGAAGUUGGUGUGGAGAUUGAGUUCAAGGGCGGCAGUGUGGAGAAUGGAGAAUGGAGGGACCGUCUGAGUCCCUGGAUUGGUAGCUGUUUAUAAUCUUCCCUCUCGGGAUCAUGAGAUCAUGGAAGGAGUUAAUGGCUUGGGUUUCUCCGCGGCUUUUCUCUUUUUUCUCACCCCGGCAUGAAUUCAAUUGCCGUAGCACCAGCUUUUUGCACUGUAUGAUACCAUUAGAUUGAAUUAUUCUUUUAGUGUUUGGCUUCUAACGUGUAUCACGGCGGUACUUGAAGCUCGGCUGAUACUUUAGUGCUAUUGCUCCCUAAGGUAAUCGUAUAUGCUUGUAUGAUAAUUCAGAUACCUAUCUUACCUACCGGUAACUACGCAUUGGCCGAGGGUUCCUGGAGCAGGAAUCUACCGUCUCAUCUCUGGUUUACUCCUAUGAAGGCGGCACUUAGGGAGACAAGGUCAUAAUUAGUUACCUGCGUAAUGAGUGGUGGGUGGCAAUUCGUGAUUAACUAUGUCCUUGAUUUCUCCACAGGAACUAUCACAUUCAAUCAUGCUUGCAAUACUAGUACCCUCUUACUGAAACAUAACCUAUCAUCCUCCAGAAUCUAUAAACAUUAAGUAACUUACUCACUCCAUUACCGUAUAUAGAACGAAUUGCACCCGUGAUAU
Tuber aestivum (summer truffle) is the source of this 1564-nucleotide messenger RNA. NCBI's taxonomy places the organism in Eukaryota, Fungi, Ascomycota, Pezizomycetes, Pezizales, Tuberaceae. The record is from the annotation of a GenBank genome assembly.